ACAACUGACCAUAUUAGGGUACUAGCUCAGACGUGUAUGGAAAGGAAACAGUAGAUCAACUUGCUAAACAGUCGUUGACUGUGUCAACAAUAACAUGCUCCGCCCGGUGGCAAUUUGCCGUUAAACGAACAUACAAUACAUAAAGUUCAGGUACCGCCAUCUUCUGGUUGAUGUGGAAGUUGUGUUGCUGCUGUGUGAUCUCAUAGUUGUCGCUGUGCAGUGGAGGCGUUUUAUUUUCUGUGUGCAACCAACCGCAAGAAAUGGAUGUGUUUCUAAUGAUACGACGUCACAAGACAACCAUCUUCACAGAUGCCAAAGAGUCUACCACAGUCUAUGAACUGAAGCGCAUUGUUGAAGGCAUUUUAAAGAGACCACCUGAAGAUCAGAGACUUUACAAGGAUGAUGUGAUGCUUAAUGACGGUCAAACUCUCGGAAAUUGUGGCUUUACAAAUCAAACAGCCCGACCUCAGGCCCCAGCCACAGUGGGAUUAGCCUUCCGCUUGGGGGAUGAUUCAUUUGAGCAGCUGAGGGUCGAGCCUUUCUCCACUCCCCCAGAGCUCCCUGACGUCAUGAAGCCCCAGGACUCGGGCAGCACAGCCAACGAGCAGGCUGUACAGUGAGGGAGGGGGCAGGGAAACGAGAGGGACGCACAGCGGGUCAGAGGGAGGA
This is a messenger RNA of Etheostoma spectabile (orangethroat darter), 669 nucleotides long. RefSeq names its product elongin B (gene elob). Gene Ontology annotation, cellular component: elongin complex; VCB complex. Gene Ontology annotation, molecular function: protein binding. The transcript is spliced from 4 exons. NCBI's taxonomy places the organism in Eukaryota, Metazoa, Chordata, Actinopteri, Perciformes, Percidae. The record is from RefSeq and is a predicted model, not a curated record. Bases 261 to 620 code for a protein of 119 amino acids. Gene Ontology annotation, biological process: transcription elongation by RNA polymerase II.